This is a messenger RNA of Gopherus evgoodei (Goodes thornscrub tortoise), 6361 nucleotides long. It is a transcript of the gene PCMTD2, whose product is annotated as protein-L-isoaspartate (D-aspartate) O-methyltransferase domain containing 2. Gene Ontology annotation, molecular function: protein-L-isoaspartate (D-aspartate) O-methyltransferase activity. Gene Ontology annotation, biological process: protein modification process. Gene Ontology annotation, cellular component: cytoplasm. The coding region runs from base 2456 to 3544 and encodes 362 amino acids. The transcript has 7 exons. The record is from RefSeq and is a predicted model, not a curated record. Lineage: Eukaryota; Metazoa; Chordata; Testudines; Testudinidae.
CGGGGAGCCCGGAGCCCAGCUCCCCCCUCCUUACAGCCGCUUGCUGGGGGGGCUGGGGGCCCCCAAUACUCCGCGGUUCCCUCUCAGUGGGGCAGGCCCCCAGCGCCCUCUAAUAACAUGGCCCUGCUCACCUCGCUACCUGCUGCAGCAGCGACCCUAUAAUAACACGGGCGGCUGCUGGGGUUCCCUGCACAAUGUGGGAGGCCCCCCAGGAUAACCUGGCAACACCCCCCCCCAAAAAAAAUUGUUACCGUGACCCCCUGUCUCUCUUCAGUGCUGAGUUGAUCUCUGAUCAUUUAAAUUGCCAGGAGCGAUCCUGAGCUGUGGCGUAAUGGAGUUGUGGGUAGGAGAGAGGGUGAUGCACAGCAGUAUUUAUUACACGCGCACACACACAUAUCAGUGACCUGCAUGGGGUCUUGCAGUGGAAGUAACAAUGGGGUGCAGAGUGAGUGUUUUGGGGAGGGUUAUUGGAGGAUCAGUGAGAGGAGAGUAACUCAGUCUCCUGUCUGACCAAGUGGGUAUUCACCCGUGAAAGCUCAUGCUCCAAUACUUCUGUUAGUCUAUAAGGUGCUACAGGACUCUGUGUUGCUUUUUACAGAUCCAGAAUAAUAGGACUACCCCUUCUGAUACUCAGUCCCAGAUUAGCUACCUUUUAUUAUUCAUUGCACAGUGUGCUGUGGAGUCUGUGGCAGUUGUCAAAAAGUUGAGUUUACCUGUCUUGUGUUUUUUUGUGAGCUUACAAACAGUGCAUUUAACUCUAUUUGCUUUGUAAUAAAUCAUUAAAAUAUCACUGUUUGUUCCUGGAAUAUGAACAUAGCUUCUCACAUUGUAAACUCUCCUUUUUCUCAGAAGAGGUGAGCAUGGCACUAUAUAAAUAGCGGGUGGCGUAACCAUUUCUGGAGUGUACACAACUCAGUAACUACACUGUGUUCUGAUAGUGAUCAUAAUUGUGGCAUGCAGACUCCAGAAUAAUGCCCAGACCUGUAACACUGUGAUCUGUGGAGAAGUCUGUACUCUGCACAAGAGCUGCAAAUGAGUGCAACUAGAGUAUUAAAAGGCGUGGGGUGGGAUUUUACCUUUGAUUUUAGCUAGCACUUUAGGAAAACAGAUGUGUAAUUAUUGGAAAAGAGAAGUUUAAAUGGGGUAUGUUUAAAAUUCUGCAUAUGAAGCAGAUGUUUUCCACAAAAUGAAGACCAGUCUGUGCUACAGAAAUAACCAUUUCAAAGUCUCUCUCUACAUUACCAGUAUAACUUAGAGGACCCUGUUACAACUUGGUUGUCCCCUGACCGAGUUACAAGAUUACUGUUGCUUGUAGUGUGGAGGAGAACUGUUGAUGUCCCCAAAACUGGGCUAAAGCUUGGUCAGAUUUCAUGAUGAUUUUUAGUGUAUAAUGGACCAUAAAGCCGCAGCUCUGAAACAUGGUUGUGGUGCUUUGUGUGUACAAGAAGCAAAAAAGUUUGUUUAACCUUGUCAGGGAGCCACAGCAGAGCCCUGGUAGGACCACAACCAUACUUCACAAUUGUAUUUAAACAUGGAGAUUUUAAUAGUGUAAAGAGGGCCUGAAUGGAGGGAAGGAGAUAAACAUCCUGAAGAUAAUAGUGUGGACAAACAAACCUCAAGAAAAACAAGGUCUUAAGGGAUGGAAACUCUUGCUGAAUGUAUAGAACAAUUUAGCUGUGGGCAGAUCUACUGAAUCUAGAAAACAACACUAAGGCUGCUGCUUCUGCAGUUAUUGUUAGUACAGCGCAGCAAAGCACUGCAAAUAAAAAUUUGCAUUGUACUUUCUGCAAUGGAACUUUUUAGUGGAUGGGAAACAACUAGAUUAACUUGGAAUUAUAAAUUAAGUGCUUUCCUUCUGUAACUCAUUCUUUAAAAGAUGAAGAUGUACUCUAUAAACUGUCUCUCUUAAAUAAAGUGGUUUGCUUUCUUUUCCCAGAAUGAAUUGUGAGUCUGUAAAAGUGAUAUCAGCAGUGUCAUUAUUUUGUAAGGGCCGGAUGGAGUUGAAAUAGUUUCUGAGGGGGAUGAUCUCGCUUAACUCUUAGAAGAGACAAUGAGAAAUUGCACUCACUUCUGAGGAAAUUUCUUUCCAACAGUUGCUCUUUAUUCUAUUGCAUUCUCCACUGAAGGUGAUGCUUGGAGCUGCAGAAGCUUGCGCCACAAGAAAGCAAUUUCAGAGGCUCCCUGGUUCUUUUUUCUGCCAGUUUCUUUUGAAGUCUAUCAACCCCCUUCUGGUGUUAUUGCAAACAGGGAAUCUGGAUGUUCCUUGAAUUUUGGCAAACACGGGACAUAUUUUUAUUACUUAUUUUUUAUUAUUAUUGCUUGGACUCUGUAGUGGAAAAGGGACAAUGAAUAAGAAGGGGAACCAGAACCCAUAAUCUUAUUUAGCAAUUCAAGUGGAAACAGUAACUGACAUGGUGGUAAAAGUUUUAGAACUUGCUAAAAAUUGUUGAAGAAGAUGGGAGGUGCAGUGAGUGCAGGAGAAGAUAAUGAUGAGUUAAUCGAUAAUCUGAAAGAAGCACAGUAUAUCCGAACAGAGCUGGUGGAGCAGGCAUUCCGUGCCAUUGAUCGAGCAGACUACUAUCUUGAUGAUUUUAAGGACAAUGCUUACAAAGACUUGGCGUGGAAACAUGGAAAUUUUCAUCUUUCUGCACCGUGCAUUUACUCUGAGGUGAUGGAAGCUUUGGAUCUACAGCCGGGACUGUCGUUCUUGAAUCUGGGUAGUGGCACCGGUUACCUGAGUUCUAUGGUUGGACUCAUCUUGGGUCCUUUUGGUGUUAACCAUGGUGUGGAGCUUCACUCUGAUGUUAUAGAGUAUGCAAAGCAGAAAUUGGACUUCUUCAUCAGAACAAGUGACAGCUUUGACAAAUUUGAAUUCUGUGAGCCAUCCUUUGUUACUGGCAAUUGUUUAGAGAUCUCUCCAGAUUCUACUCAGUAUGACCGUGUUUAUUGUGGUGCUGGGGUACAAAAAGAACAUGAGGACUACAUGAAGAGUCUGCUAAAAGUUGGGGGAAUUCUCGUCAUGCCACUCGAGGAAAAGCUGACGAAGAUAACGCGCACUGGUCCUGCUGCCUGGGAAACCAAGAAGAUCCUUGCUGUUUCUUUUGCUCCUCUGAUUCAACCCAUUCAUGCAGAUUCAGGGAAAUCGAGACUUGUUCACUUGCCACCAAUAACUGUCCGCAGCCUACAGGAUCUGGCUCGCAUUGCCAUCCGAGGAACAAUUAAGAGGAUAAUACAUCAAGAAACAAUGAACAAAAAUGGAAAUGGUCUGAAAAACCCCCCAAGGUUUAAACGAAGACGUGUUCGCCGCCGUCGCAUGGAAACCAUUGUCUUCUUGGAUAAAGAAGUCUUUGCCAGUCGUAUCUCAAACCCCUCAGAUGAUAACAACAACUGUGAGGAGAUUGAGGAGGAGAGGAGAGAAGAGGAGGAAAAGGGUAUCUCUGAACUGAAGCCAGACCCCCCUGUAAACUUUCUGAGAGAGAAGGUCUUGAGUCUGCCUUUGCCUGAUCCCCUGAAAUAUUACCUUCUUUAUUACAGAGAAAAAUAAGUUUCUUGUUCAUAGAAAGCAGAAAGGUAGACAUAAAAAUAAAAUACUUCUUAGGGCUUGACAAAUGUGUACCACUUGCUUGCCUGUUAACAUGACCACACAUGGCAGUAGGCUGGCUAGCUGGGGAAUGUGGCUGCUGUAUUUUUAAACAUCAUAGCUUUUUUUAAGUUUCCUCUCCUUCUUGGUUGUAUGCUAGAGUUUUAUCCUGCAGCAGUGUUCCCUUUUAAAAAGCAAGCUGAUGAAGUGCUCAGUUGCUUAGAGAGAGAAGGAUAUCAUUCCCUGAAAACUAACUACACAGAGAUGUCUGUUGAAAUCUCUUGGCUGCAUUUUCACCAAAUUGCAGUUUUAAAUAUUCUGAGGCAGUGCUCUAAAGACUUCAUUGUCCAUGCUCUCCUACUAACUUUGACACGAAUGGAGUACACAUUUGGUUUCAUUUUUAAACGGAGAUAUUGGUAAAAUCUGACCUGGUAAACCUUAUUUGUUCCAGUAAUAUGCAAAAAACACAAACAUACAAAAUCAGACUUCGGUAGUACUUUGAGAUAUCCAGGUUUUGAACAUUGAAGCAAAGCACUGGCCACCUUUUGAUUGGUGGGUCUCAGGUUAUCUAUAAACCUUACUUUUUUUUAGAUUUUGAGGGAAGAGGAAUGUUUGGCAGGGAGUUGGUGUUUCCUUCACAGAAAACAGCUUGUUCUGUAAAAUCCAGUCUGAGGUGAGAUGCAAGCUUUGUAAGGUUUAAAAAGAAAUAAGGAGAGCGAAUUUAAUUUAGAGUUGCUAAACUGAUCCGCUGACUUUCAAAGAUUGCUAGAGUGAUCAGGUUUGUUGCUGUUUCCUCUGGCACCACUUAUAAAGCAAUUCAGAAAAAAAUGGAUGAAGAAAGGACAGACCUAGCGAGGAGCUAAACUAAGACUGGUUCUGAUAGCGCAAUCAACAGACCUUAUGAGUUAAUGUGUGACUGCUGUGCUGAACAUAAUGUAAGGCAGGUAGUCUCAGGCAUUCCUAGCCUGAACUAAAGGAAGUAGCCAGUGUCCUGGGAAGUGAACCAAAUUUUGUUUUUCAGAGGUUGAACAGAAAGUGGAAACAGUCUAGGAAGCCAAAGUGAGUGGUUAUGCUACUGACACAUAAUGCUUAAGUGCCCUGUUUGGGGCUCUGCUGUAGCAAGGAGACUGCAGUGCUGUUCACCUAUACCUUGUCCUUUUAGAUUAGCAGGAACUAGAUUUACAGCCUUACUAGUUCAUUUAAUUUUUAUUUGUUUCUUUAAGUAGCUUGUAUAGAAAGACAAUAACCUGCAGUUUCAUAGAGUAUAAAUUCUAAUCUUUAUUCUCAAGUCUUCCUGUAAUGAAGGUUAGGAAGAGAUUUAUAUUCAUGUGUUGAGGGGAAGAUUGCUUGAUUAUUUUAGCCUGUUUGAAAAAAUCUGUGUACAGUGUUGGGGGCUAGAAGGAAACAAUUGAGGCUGCGUUGAUUUGGAUCACUCAAAGGCUGACUAAAUAAUAAUCCUAUCAGUAGAUAACCCAGCUGUGUUAGAAGGGUAUUUCCUCAUCACUUGCAGUUGGUGGGCUUGAUCUCAUUUGUAUGGUCUCCUCAACUCGCUAAGAGGAGUGAAUGAAGAUUGUUUUGCCAAAACACAUUAACCCAGACUUUGUUACAUGGUACUGAAUCGCACAAUUUGCAUUGUCUGAGUUGUGUGUUUUAAAUCUUGUGCAACACUUUUUGAAAAUGUAGGAAUUAGUCUAAUGUGUCUAAGCAAUGCUUUUAUGCUCGCUCCCUUUUUAAGUCUCCAAAUACCCACUCUGUACUUGUGACAAUUAACAUGUCUUUUUCUAUAAAAUACAAUGUAUGGAUGUCCAAUAAAAUCCCUGUGAACUGCAUUUGUUGUGACCUCAGAGGAUAUUAUUUUUAACUGUUAAACAUUCGUGUUCCAUGUUUGUCAUCGAUAUAUGCCUUUCUCUCCAGUGGCAAGACAAUUUUUCACCUUUUGAGCAGCCUCUCGAUUUGAGCUACCAAUUCCCCCUCCUAUUUAUUAAUUGCAGGCCUUUCUACAGAUAUCGUGUAGAAGUCUCCUAUUUUUAAAAUAGUCAAUAACAACUUGAAGUGGAUAUUUAUAUGAAUAAUCCUAUUUGUUGCUUGUGUUACUUUAUCUUUGCAUUUGGCACUGUUUGAUUUUUUUUCUAUAACUAUAAAAAAUAUUUUGUCAGAUUUUCACCAGAUUUGCCUUUUUUAUUACAUUUGCUAGAUUUUGUAGGGCUCUUUAAAAUGCAUAGAAAAAUAUUUUUCCUGUGUAUGCCUGAAUACAGUAAAUAUACACACAAGCAGUUUGAGUUCUAGGUUGUCAGUGUCCCAUUGUCAAAAUAAAAAACAUGGUAGAAAGUCUAUAUGUGUAAUAUAACUGUGAAAUAGUGUAGUUUAUAGCCUGUAAAUAAAGGGGAAUUGUAAAUAUGAUUUUCCCUGUGCACAAGCACUUGCACUGUAGUUUAGUGCAGUAGAUUUGUGUGUUUACUAGAUUAACUGUAGCAUACUGUGGUUUUUUUUUGUAUAGUCUAUAAAUUUUAUGGAAAUAUUACCUGCUUUUCUGAUGACUGUUUUUCCAGAUAGUCUGCAUUUUAAAUGCAUGUGACUUCUUUGUAGAUUUUGAUAGAAUAGUAAGUACAUAAGGAAACAAGCUUCAAACUGUUGAAAUCUUAAGUAUGCAAAUUGAAAAAUAAGUGUGUAAAGCAAUUUUUGUCAUUUCUAAUCUCAUGAGGCAUGCAAAAAUGUCAAACAAUUGAAAACAAUUUUAUUAAAAUGAGUUUCUAUAUCAAUAAAUGCAGUAAUGACUUUUUA